CGAGGUGCCCUGAUGGUGGUGGGAAAGGUAUCGGCCAAGAGCUUCAGAGCCUACGCAGAUCUCAUCAAGAGGUAAGCCUUCGACUCUUCGUGUGUUCGCAACUCAUUAUUUGCUUGCACGGUGCAUUCAUUCAGAGACUAUAUGGACGAAGAUCUCCUCGAUUAUGCAUUCUCGUUCAUCCCCGAGCGCCUUCUGGCUAUCCCUACCGACACCAGCGACGAGCUUGAGCACUUCCUCCGCGAUCUGCUGCACUGGUUCAAACACGAGUUCUUCACCUGGUUCUCGUUCACCCCGACGUGCGACAAGUGCCAAGGCAAGAGCAUGACACACAUCCACCCAUCCUGCACUAUGCUUGGUAUGCGUGAAUGUGUGUGCUGGGAAUGGGUGUUGCAUGGCACGAAUGGCUCACUCAGGCGCCACCGAGAGGAUGGAGACCGAGACCGUUCCCCUCCCGAAUGCCAAGCGAGUCGAGAUCUACCGCUGCGUUGGCGGCGCCAACGCGUCACAGAAGCCCCCCAGCAUGUUGCAGCAGCUGUUUGGGUGCUGCCAGCAGCAGCAGCAGCAGCAGGAGAGUCAGCCGGCCUGUGGUGCGUUGACGGUCUUCCCUCGGUACAACGGGUGUGCGGCGCUGCUGUCGUCGCGUACGGGGCGAUGCGGCGAGUGGGCCAAGUGCUUUACACUACUCUGCAUCGCGGUCAGUGCAGGGACGGACGGAAAAAUCAGUGUGUAUGUCCAUGUGUGUAUGUGUGUCCAUGUGUGUAUGUGUGUGUGCUGCAGUUGGGUUUGGACGCUCGUCUGUGCGUCGACUUCACUGACCACGUCUGGACGGGUGUGUACAGUGUCAGUCAGCAUCACAUGUCAGUCACACGCAUAGCAUACACAUGUGGAUCGGAUCCACUCCAUUAGUUAGAGCAGGAUUGGAUUGGAUUGGAUGGAUCAAUCCUCUUGGCUGGCUGUGGGCCCCUCGCUUGCCUUGCUUGCUUUGGCAGAGAUCUGUGUGCCGGGUGUCGCCGAUGGCACCACAAACCCCCAGCGGCCGUCAUCCCCCCGACACACCUAUCUGCAGAAGAUGCACAAGGCGACGAAGGGUGCUGGGUGCGGCGCAUCGCCGCAGCACCGUGUGUAUCAUUUGGACUCCUGUGAGGCUGCGCUGGACUCACCGCUUAUGUAUGAGAAGGGCUGGGGCAAGAAGCUCAAUUACGUCAUCGCAUACAGGUCCGCUCAGCUCAACGAACCAUUUGGCUGGCUGGCUAGAGCAUCAAAUCGACGUGUGUGAUGUGUGUGUGUGUGCUGCUGCAGCCCCUAUGAAGUGUUGGAUGUCACCAAGCGGUGGGAGGGAAAAUGCGAAGGGUACAGUACACAUCCACUUCUGUCUGCACCCCUCUUUGCUACAGGUACACAGCCGACUGGCCCGGUGUGUUGUCGCGUCGCACAGCCAUCGACGAGGGCGAGCUGACGACCGUCCUGGCAGACAUAGAGCAGACCAUGCGCGAGAGCAACGCGUCGCUGGUGGCCUCACGCGAGGGCGAUACUGUGAGUCUUCGGUCUGAUAUCGUCAGGUAAGGUGGCCAUGGCGGCACACACAGACGACGGGCGUACACUCUUGCAUGCGUGUGGAUGGAUGGAUGGAUGUGUAUGUGUGUGUAUGUCUGUUGUGUGCACUGCAGCUGGUUGGGCGGUAAGCGUGCUGAGGAGUUGGCGGCGCUGGCCCAGCCGCACGAGUCGCCGACCAAUGCGUCGGAGCAGGAUGCCUUCGGACCCAGAACCUCACUGUGAUCGACUCGAUGGAUCGAGCUGUACAGACCGACAUACUAACGUCGAUAUGGAGGACACAGACAGAUUGGCACAGAUACACACACACACAUCGACGUGACGCGCGCAUAGCAUAGCGUAGGG
Messenger RNA from Vitrella brassicaformis, 1896 nucleotides. NCBI's taxonomy places the organism in Eukaryota, Vitrellaceae. The record is from the annotation of a GenBank genome assembly.